GGUUGUGUAAGACACCGCUUCCUGGUUUCCAGCAUGUGAUCCUCGUCCUUGCAGCAGCAGCAGCUGAUCGGAGUCACCUCGUCACAUACACUGAGUGUUAAAGAUGCUUUUAUCCAACAGGAUCAAGUUUUGCUCUCUGGCCUUCACCGCUGCUCGUCUGUGCAGCAGCGGCCCCGCAGCCGCCAACAACAACCCCACGGUUUACUUCGACAUCUCCGCAGACAACGAGCCGCUGGGCAGAGUCACCUUCGAGCUCAACGCUGAAGUUGUGCCCAAAACCGCAGAGAACUUCCGGGCCCUGUGCACGGGGGAGCAGGGUUUUGGUUACAAGGGAUCGAUUUUCCACAGGGUGAUUCCUCAGUUCAUGUGCCAGGGCGGCGACUUCACAAACCACAAUGGAACUGGAGGGAAAUCUAUCUACGGACGGAAGUUUCCUGAUGAGAACUUCAAACUGACGCACACUGGACCAGGGAUCCUGUCCAUGGCCAACGCUGGACCCAACACCAACGGAUCCCAGUUCUUCAUCUGCACCGAUAAAACCGAAUGGCUGGACGGCAGGCAUGUUGUGUUUGGCAGCGUGAAGGAGGGAAUGGACGUGGUCAAGAAAAUGGAGUCUUUCGGUUCACGGACUGGGCGAACCUCCAAGAAGAUCACAAUCACAGACUGCGGAGAGCUCAAGUAGACGACAUGUGAGCGGGGGACACGGCCCCCCAGUCUCGUCUCCUGUAAUUUCAAUGUGAGGGUCUGAGAGAAACGCUCAGGCCUCGGUCAUGGCACAUGGUGCUGCUCCUCUUUGACAGUAGAUAAUCUCAGAGUUGUGCCAAAACUCCCUAACAAGUGGUGCACUUCACUGUGCAUCACUGUAAAAUGUGAACUUGUAUUAUAGAAUGCAGGGGUCUGCUGAUUUUCAGAGGAAGCUAUUCAUUCAUUAAUUAACUCGGUUUGCAAAAAAUAAUAAAAGGAGUCAUUUUUUCUUCA
Molecule: messenger RNA, 978 nt
Organism: Paralichthys olivaceus (Japanese flounder)
Lineage: Eukaryota; Metazoa; Chordata; Actinopteri; Pleuronectiformes; Paralichthyidae
Product: peptidyl-prolyl cis-trans isomerase A-like
Biological process (GO): protein folding; protein peptidyl-prolyl isomerization; regulation of mitochondrial membrane permeability involved in programmed necrotic cell death
Cellular component (GO): mitochondrion
Molecular function (GO): peptidyl-prolyl cis-trans isomerase activity
Source: RefSeq, a predicted model, not a curated record